UAUCGGUCCCAAGGCUUCAACAUCCACAAACUCCGGCCUAGACCUCCACCCCUCUACCCAUGAAGAGCAAAAACGAUCAGGGGUCACCUGCCACCCGUAGAAAACACACCAACUCCAAACUCGGGUGUUUGAACUGCAAGAAGAAGAAAAUCCGCUGUGAUGAAAGCUUGCCUGAAUGCAACAACUGUGCCAAAGGUAAGAAAAACAAGUGCUCCUACUUGUCGUUGUCGGCCAAAGAGGUCAACAAGAUCCUCUUGACCCACUCCUUAAGAAGCUCUCAGAACAAGUUGUUGAGUUCGGACUAUCGACUUCCUACCUCCAACCGAGGAGACUUACAAGGAUACCAGGAACUUGAAUUCAAACACGAGUUGGACGACUUGCCCAUCCGAAUUCCCAGCUUCACGUACCCGCCGUUGCAGUACAAAACUGUGAGUUAUAAGGACAUCGAGAGCGAUUUCAAGGAUGAGGAGCCAGGUUCGGGCUCGGAUCAGAACUAUGGGUCUGCUGAACCGGUGCCCCAGCCGGUGGAUGGGGCCAAGGGCCUCCCCAACGCCAUCACGGGUAUCACCAGGUUCCAACGAGUGCCCCACAAGAUUCAUAUUGUUCCUCAGAUCAAGAUCAAUGAGUACCAGUUUACAAAAGUCACGCUCGUGGACUAUUUGCUACCCAAGUUUUUUGAACAACCACCCAAGUACAUUAGUAUUUUGAAUGAUAUGACCAUCUGCCUUGGUCAGCUGGUGGCGUUGUUCGAGUUAAAGAAGUUGCGACCGCUUGGCGACCCAUGUAUCGGUAUUUUGACAAAGAAGUGCUUUGAAAACCACAGCCGGUGCUUGACCGAACUCAGAAUUAAGUUGACUGAGUUCAACCGUACCAGCACCUUGCCACCACUGGCGGAACGUGACGAAUA
Yamadazyma tenuis ATCC 10573 is the source of this 907-nucleotide messenger RNA. NCBI's taxonomy places the organism in Eukaryota, Fungi, Ascomycota, Pichiomycetes, Serinales, Debaryomycetaceae. The record is from RefSeq and is a predicted model, not a curated record.